Messenger RNA from Cucumis sativus (cucumber), 957 nucleotides. RefSeq lists its product as uncharacterized. The record is from RefSeq and is a predicted model, not a curated record. NCBI's taxonomy places the organism in Eukaryota, Viridiplantae, Streptophyta, Magnoliopsida, Cucurbitales, Cucurbitaceae. Bases 186 to 653 code for a protein of 155 amino acids. Gene Ontology annotation, biological process: positive regulation of proteasomal ubiquitin-dependent protein catabolic process. The transcript is spliced from 6 exons. Gene Ontology annotation, cellular component: Cul4-RING E3 ubiquitin ligase complex.
ACGAAGAGCGUAAAACUUGAGAUAAAAUUUUGAGGUGCGUUCGUCACGCACACAAAGAGGCCGCAAAGAUUUUACCACGCUUGGAAUGUUUCCACUCCCGUGAAUUUAGCGAAGUGGGUUUUUUCUCUAUCAUUCGGAUUUGACUGAUCAUCUUUCUCUCUUGUUCUUUGCGAGGGUUUCUCGCCAUGGCGCCUUCCUCUUCUUCUUCUGGUCAUGGCGCUUCCAAGUUCCUUGGCGACCUUCCUUCCCGUGGCUUCUUCUCUUCCACCGUUCCCUCCUCAAAUCCGGGAAGUAUGCGGGUGUACAUCUGCCUUCAUGACACUGCACCGCCAGAGGAUCAAGAAAUCAAGACAAACCAGCAGAAUAUACUAAUUAGAUCUUUGAUGCUUAAAAAUUCCAGCUCGAAGGAUGGAAAAGGAGUAGCUACAGGGGAGUCAUCUCGAAAGAGGGCUGGGGAAAAAAUUUCAGAUAGCAGAGCAAAGAAGGCCGCACAAGUAUGUUCAUCCAAAGGAGCAUCAAACAAUGAAACACCAACUAAGGAUCUACAGAAUUUGACUGUAGAGAGGCUGCGUGCCCUUCUCAAGGCUAAAGGCCUCUCGCUCAGAGGAAAGAAGGAUGAAUUAAUUGCCCGUUUGAGAAGCGCGGAUGGGUAGACGAUGACUGCUAAAGGAGUGAAACAUCUGUCAGCUGCAAAUCUUCAUCGGCAUAAUUAGGCAAAUGAAACCGAGGAAGUUGUGGAUUACUGUUUUCUCAACAUUUAAAUGUGUAGUUAGGAGUAGUUUGGGUGUACUUAGAAUUUGCACCAAUGGUGGUUUUUGGAAAACCAAGGCGCUGAUCCAUUAAUAUCUGUAUUCAUUUUGAUGAUGGGAACAAAGCGUUCAUAGUUAUAAAUUACAGAGAUGAAUUAAGGUGUGUUUUUCUCACUUUCUUUGUUUAAAUCUUCUCUAUUUGAAAUUC